Messenger RNA from Budorcas taxicolor (takin), 469 nucleotides. Its product is annotated as zinc finger protein interacting with ribonucleoprotein K-like. The coding region runs from base 98 to 469 and encodes 123 amino acids. Gene Ontology annotation, biological process: regulation of DNA-templated transcription. Lineage: Eukaryota; Metazoa; Chordata; Mammalia; Artiodactyla; Bovidae. The record is from RefSeq and is a predicted model, not a curated record. The transcript is spliced from 4 exons.
GUACUGCGCAGGGUUGCAGACGUCGCCGUAGGCCGAGAAUAACCGUGCCGAGUUCGACUCGGUGGUUCGAGUGUUGUCGCUCCGCCCACAGGCUACGAUGGCGGCGGCUGCGCUGUCGGCCCCACAUCAGGGCAGUGUGACCUUUGAGGAUGUGGCCAUGUACUUCUCCUGUGAGGAAUGGUGUCUUCUUGAUGAGGCUCAGAUACAGCUGUACCUGGAUGUCAUGCUGGAGAACUUUGCACUUGUAUGCAUGCUGGGUUCUUGGCGUGGAGUCCAGGAUAAAGAGACACCAUCUGAAGAAAUCAAACCUGCAGGGGUGUUACAGUUUCUCACUCCGAGGGCAGGUUUGUCUCCUGAGAAGACCCAACGCUGUGCGAUGUGCAUCCCAGUCUUGAGAAACAUUUUGCACUUGGCUGAAGAGCAAGGAACAAUGGAGAAAGUCAUCACAGCUUGGGAGAAGGUAAGAUAG